Notolabrus celidotus (New Zealand spotty) is the source of this 2669-nucleotide messenger RNA. It is a transcript of the gene proser3, whose product is annotated as proline and serine rich 3. NCBI's taxonomy places the organism in Eukaryota, Metazoa, Chordata, Actinopteri, Labriformes, Labridae. The coding region runs from base 553 to 2592 and encodes 679 amino acids. The record is from RefSeq and is a predicted model, not a curated record. The transcript is spliced from 14 exons.
UGCUAAACGUUAGCGUGCUAACUGCGGUUAGACGUUGAGUCGCGUAAAGCUACUUUAAACGCUCAGGUCGAUUCGUCGGUUUUUCGGUCGAUUCACCGAUUAAAACGAACCCUCAAGGAUUCAAAUAAUUCCCCCAACAUGGAUGUCGGACGUUUGAAAAGUGUUUCAGACCACAACGUUUACUACCCGAUAUGAUGUUUGCUAACUAGCUUCUUUUAGUCCAUCGGCCUCUGUUGACUUUCCUCUUCCGCGCGCUGCCACUUUCUCAUCAUCUGAUUGGCGUUUGUGCAGUGACGUCAUCCUGUGUGAUUGGCCACAUGUUACGUCCAUCAUAUUAUACUCGAUGCUCAUUGGCUGUUUGUGUAGUACUAAAUAAUGAUCACAGAAAACAGUCAGUGGCUUUCUUCUGGUUCGGGCGAUAGUGGUGCAUUUGUCCAAAAGACCAAAGUAAUUUGUUUCACUCACCAGGCUGAAAUAUCGAAACAUGUCAAGUCAGACUAGCAGCCUCUGCAGUGCAUCCUUGUGUGUUUUACAGUAAUCAACUGAAACGUGAUGAAAUCCAGUGGGCCUGUCUUCACAAGGCAGAACGCCUUUCAACCAGCAUCCAAAGUCGGGAAGACAUACUACCACCCAUCCUCUAAGCAGCCCCUGUCACAGAACAAGAAGAAAAAUACAAGUCCAGUACGAAUAAAUCAGCGAUCCAGUCCACAGUUACACAUUCAGAGGAGCCCAGAGGAGCAAGUGCUGUUUAUGAAACCUGACCACAGUUUUGCUGCCACAGAUGCACAUCCUGUUUUUAAAGAGUCUUGGCCCUCCUCUGAAUGUGGAUCUUCUCCAGCUAGUACUUCAACCUUAUCUGACAUGGUGACCCCUGGACAGUCUGUAAGAGCACAAAAACACACAGCUUCCUCAGAACCAGGAGGUCAGCAGGAUUCAGUGCUGUCAAAGUACAUAGAGCGUUUUCGCCAUGGUCGACCGCAGAGUCGGGAGGAGCGCCAUCAGAUGGCCUCAACUGUUGAAGAUGAGCCGAUGCCUUUUUGGUGGAUGUCGUCUUCGGCUUUACCCCCCAGCUCAACACCAAUUAAAACAACAGUUAAAGAUACCCAUGGACCUGCCACUUCUAGUCCAGUACAGAGUCGACGUGACAGAUCACUGUCCCCCUGCAGAAGAUCUCAAAGUGAAUUUAUUUUGUCAGACACCUCCAGUGGUGAAUUCGAUGACACAGAGAUGCUUCAACUUCAAGAAAAGGCCAACAGACUUCUGCUGAGAGACAGUGACUAUACCAUGAAUGAUGGAUCGAUCCACGUCAGUCCAGAGGGCCUGGGAUGUUCAGAUUUCUCUUCUCCACUCAGCAUAGAUGAGCCAGUGAGGAGACCUUUGAUUCCUGAUGUAACAACUUCUGCUAAUGCAAAGGCCUUCUCAGACUCCAUUCAAGCCUUGACCUCCCAAAAAUCCUCUGUAAUUCCUUCCCUGGUGCCCCGCACUCACCCUGAAGAAGACAUCUUGUUCCAGUGGCGUUUGAGGAGAAAGAUUGAACAGGCCAGGGAGUCGUCUCAGCAACACUCUGGUCUUCAUUCUGCAAAACUUAGCUGGCAGUCCCCCAGUUUGAGUCAAACUUCAGCUAGAGGAAAGGCAGACAAGGGAAGUACUCAACCCCUAGACGUUUUAGAAAAAGCUACACAUCCUCAAAUUGCUGCUCCCAGGCUGGACACCAAAGAAGCUCCUGGAUCAUGUACCCCAUCCUCAGCUCCAGCUCCACUCCCUGCCUUUGUCGUCUCUGGAUUUCCAGCCUCUCAACCCCAAACUCCUGGCCAUGUUCCUGCCCACAUGCAUUUUCUUUGUGAUAUCCUGCCAUGUCCAAUUCAGGCUUCUCAUUUAAGUACUGAACAAAACAUUUUGCAAAGAAUGGAUGAGACUCCGACAAAUGUUGUCCGUAAAAAGGCCCAUGUCACUGGAAACUUGAUAAAAACAGCUACACCUGUUUGCGAACAUAUUUCAGUCCAACCACAGGCUCCGUCUGCAUCCAUAGAAAGGGAGAGACCUUGUCAACAAAGAAGCACUGAGAGGAACAAAAAGGAGAAAUCUCAAACCAAAGAGUUGGAGAAGCACAAGAAGAAGGCAUCUAUUUCCUACAGGGAGCAAAAGAGGUCAACAAGGAGUUCAUCGCAACAAAGAGUUUCCAAAAAAGCCUUACCAUUGGCUGAGGAGCAGCAGCAACAAGAGGGACUGAGAGAGUUUGCUGUUGAUCAGGCACCACCACCAUCUCCAAUCCACAGUGCCUUAGGACAGGUUGUCUCAGAGGUGUUGUUCCCCACAAAAGAUUCAUCCCCUGAACAGAGGACACCUGUCUCGUCUGAUUCUCCUCACACUUUCUCGGCGCCGCCACAGUCCUCAGUCCAUCCAUGUGACAAUCAGGCCUCUGUGGAGGUCAUUUCACAGCUGCUGCAGGAGGCUGAAGAUUCUGAUGAAACAGAGUUUGAAGAUGACGCUCUAUUAAAAGUCCUUCGCAAACAGAGAAAGUGGGUAAAGGAACAGAUCAGGGAAGUGGACACAACGAUGAAUGACGUUCUGGACAAGCAACAAAAUACCUGACAACUGUCAAGAGGAACGUGAUACCGUAACUUUCAUUGUAUUUUAUAAAGAAAUAAAGUUUAUUUGAGCCACAGUGA